GUAGUAGAAGAAGACAUACAUCCUCGCAGACAUGGGCUAGUCACUUCAAAAUAAGCCUUUUGUUUUAUCGGCGCCUCCAAUUCUUCCGACUUCCCACCCUCGAAGCCUCCCUGCUUCGCUCCAGCACCGUUCGAUCGUUCCUCAUCUCCGAUCAGAAUCGCCGCCCUCUUCUUCGAUCGCAGGACCUCCUCUCCGGUCGCAGGCGAAGAAUAGCUUCUCCGAUUUCCACUGAAAACGAACAGAUUUCUUGUUGAAGACUACAACAGGCAUCUGACUUGAGAAAAACAUACAUCACCGAACACUCUGCAUCGAUUAAAAGCAAAUUCAUCAAAAACCCUCAGCAAAUCAGAAAACAGAAUCUGUCAAAAACCCUAGAAUUAAUAAUGGAUGCAGAUACAGCUUUAGAGUUGGUGAAGAAAGGCGCCUCUCUUCUUUUCCUCGAUGUUCCUCAAUACACUCUUCUUGGCAUUGAUACUCAGAUGUUUUCUGUUGGACCUAAUUUCAAAGGUAUCAAGAUGAUUCCUCCAGGUCCUCACUUUAUAUACUACAGUUCUUCAAAUAGAGGUGGAAGUGAAUUUUCACCAAUGAUAGGUUUCUUUAUCGAUUUGAAUCCAUCUCAGGUAAUUGUUCGUAAGUGGGAUCCACAAGAGGAACGAUUAGUUAAAAUAUCAGAAGAAGAGGAAGAAAGAUACUCUCAAGGUGUAAAAAAUAUGGAGUUUGACAAAUACCUCGGGCCUUAUACACUAAAUCAAUUUGGAGAAUGGAAAAUGUUAUCAAACUACAUUACAAAAACUACCAUUGAAAGAAUUGAACCCAUUGGAGCAGAGAUCACAAUAAUUCAUGAACCCGACAUUUUUGUAAACAAUCCAAAAACUUCAAUGGAGGAAGCUUUAUCUGAGCAAUUAAAGAACACUAAAAUUCAAAAAUCUGAUGACAAAGUUGUAAAAAGAGGUUGUUAUUACACGAAAAUCCCACGUUUAAUUAAACAAAAGGGAAUCCUCGGGCAAGAUCUUACUUCCUUGAAUCUUGACAAGACAAGUCUUUUGGAAAGCAUUUUGAUUAAAGAAUAUGGAGGAAUGGAAGAUUUGCUUCUUGGAGAGAUGCAAUUUGCUUUUGUUGCAUUUUUGAUGGGACAAUCACUUGAAGCAUUUCUUCAAUGGAAAAAUUUUGUUAACCUUUUAUUUGGUUGCACUGAAGCUCCUCUUCAUACACGGAGUAAUUUAUUUACUAAGUUUAUCAAGGUUCUCUAUUAUCAACUCAAGUAUGCAUUUCAAAAAGAAAAUAAUGUUGCUACAAAAGGGUCUAUCACAUUGUUAGAUGAUUCCUUUUUAUCUUCUGAUAGUUUUCUUCAACAUCUGUGUAAGGAGUUCUUUUUGCUUGUGCUUGAAGCUCCCUUUGUUGAUGGAGACCUUUUGUCUUGGACAAGAAAACUUAAAGAGUUACUAGAGUCAUCUCUUGGAUGGGUAUUUGAGCAUGACACGAGAGAUGGCAUCUUUUAUGAAGAAGAUGACGAGUUUGCUCCGGUGGUGGUGAUGUUGGAGGAGUGAAGAUAUGAUGGACUUUUGGCGAAUUAGGAAACAACAUCAAGAUUUUUCUUUUUUGGGUUAUAACAAGAAAUUUUUGUGCAAUGUCUAUUUAUAGUAGGGAUUUCAGAUGAAUUUUGUGUAUAAAAGUUAAUGUCAUAGGGAAAUGUUUGAUUGUGGGUUGUGAAUUUUGUGGAAUGUGGCUAAUUUCAUGGAGUAGAUAAAAUGUUAAAAAAAAGGCUAGUUUAUACUUUAUAGAAAUGUAACAACUUUUUUAUUA
Molecule: messenger RNA, 1803 nt
Organism: Lactuca sativa (garden lettuce)
Lineage: Eukaryota; Viridiplantae; Streptophyta; Magnoliopsida; Asterales; Asteraceae
Product: AAR2 protein family
Biological process (GO): spliceosomal tri-snRNP complex assembly
Source: RefSeq, a predicted model, not a curated record